Messenger RNA from Prorocentrum cordatum, 1590 nucleotides. Lineage: Eukaryota; Dinophyceae; Prorocentrales; Prorocentraceae. The record is from the annotation of a GenBank genome assembly.
AUGGCAGCGGAGCCAUCGUGGAGACCCACACUGAAGUCGACCGCUGGGUGUGAGACAGACGAGCAGGGAGUGCCGACGUGGAGUGGAGACCCACUGACGUUCGAGAGUUAUGAGAAUGCUGCUCUAUGGUACCGCGCGGGACUGAAGGAGAACGAGAUGAACCUCACCGUGGCUCGUCUGUGGACUGCGCUACGAGGUGCAGCUAAGGAGGCAGUGAAGGACAUGAGGCCGAACGACUUCGUGUCCGGAGGUGUGGAAGCGUUGCUCAAACAUCUGAGAGAAGGUCCGCUCCUCAAGAUGCCGAUCCCAGACGCGUACCAAAAGAUCCGCAACUACGACCAGGUGAUUCGCAAGCCCGGUGAGGUGAUUGGCGAGUUUGUUAUUAGAGAAGACAACCUGUUCAGGGACAUGCGGACCGAGGAGUUCGAAGACGCCGAGGAGGUCGAGGAAGACGCCGAGGCCGUGGACGCGACCGAGAAGAAGUCGGUGGUGUCGGCCCGAUCGGGACUUUCGAUCGCCAAGUCGGAGACCGACGCAAGCUUCUUCGAGGCAGAACUUCGCGGGUACAGGCUCUUGCACAAUGCGCGCCUGAGCAGGGAAGAGCGCCAGAUGAUUCUGGCAGGCACUCAGAACGACAUUCGAUACGAGUCCUUCGUUACGCAGCUUCGCGCGUCGUGGGAUGACCACGACCUCCGAGACCGUGUUAAACCUGCUCAGCAGCAGGGUCGUGGCUUCCGAGGCAGAGUUUUCGCCUUCGAGAGCGUGGAGGAGAUGGACGACAUGUGUGCGGCAAUCCGCGGUGAAGAGUCAUCGUGGACAAUCGACUGGAGCUACGACGAGAACGAAGUCGUCUGGUGGUGUGCUUUCUAUGCGGGCGAUGUGGAUCAGACUACAUGGGCUACAAGCUCGUGGGAUUGGUCCAACAGCGAUGCCGGAUGGAAUACUUCGCCAGACCAGUGGGGCCAGGCAACAGCAGCGACCUGGACACCGGAUUCGACUACGUAUGCGACGGACGACUCGUACCUGGACGAGCAAGUGAAUGCGGCCGAGAUCCUCGCCACCGAAGCUAAUCGGACGCUGUCCGAGGCCGGGGGCGCUGUGGCAGAGGCGCGCAAUAACAGGGGGUUCUUUCCGCAGAAGGGCUCCGGCAAGGAUGGCAAGAAGGGCGGCUGCCAGGUGAAGGGAUCAUCGGCAGGGCCUCAAGGCCGCUACUCCAACAACGGCAAGAGCUUCGCGAAGGGCGGCUACGUAUCCAAGGGCAAGGGCAAGAAGGGCAAGAAGUUCCCGGGCGCGAAGAUCGAGGUGGGCGCGUCCGAUAGGCCCUGGUUCAAGUUCGCGAACGGCCAGUGGGGCCAGGCGCUGUCCAAGGUGUGGCUCUUUGCGCCCAUCGGCUGGCUGGGCAUCUACUUGCUGGGCGCCGAUGAGGUGCCGGUGCUCGCGGGGGUAGACCGGCUGGAUCAGCAUGACGUCUCUUUUCGCAGAAACGAGCUGGAGACCUACCUCAGCGAUGACAAGACCACGAAUGUCCAACUCCGGAAGGGCAAGGGCGGCCACCGCUUGCUGGACGUCCUGAGUUCGGCCGGCAGCUAG